ACUUCGAAUUCUAGAGAAUGUUUCAAAUCAUUAAACUGAUUCGCGUAAACAGUAGAAUUCAUGCGAAUUCAGAUCUAAAGGAAAUUGGGAGCAAGGAUACAUAAAAUUGGGGGAAUUCAAAAAUGAAAUUGUUUAAAAUUUAAGCGUUAGUAACCAAGUUCAUGGUAAAAUGUAUGUCGCUUAAUUAAGUCUAAAGCUAUUAUUCACAAGUAAAAUUAUAUUUAUUAUAAAUUUCUCUUAAUUUGGAUAUUAAAAAACCUCAUUUUGUAGAUUGCAAGAGUACGAAAUCAAGAAGACGUACAUAUUUGUUGUUAAGAAUCCGUUCGUAAUAUAAGUAAAUUGCUAGAACAAUGGGUGAAUUUGUGGAGAAUAUAGAAAGAAUUGCCCUCGAGUUGCUGAGCAACUUGGUUCAUGGCAAUGCCACUCUUAGUGUUCCCCGAAAUUCAUCCGGCAACGUGAUCUCGGAAUAUCGACGAGUCAGCUAUAAUAAUCGCGGAAGUCGUCACAGCUUUUGCGUGCUGAUUUAUAUGAUCUCCCGGGUGCACCGAUUGCAAGUCCGCGGAGGAAGUUUCACCGUUCGUGGACUAUACUAUGACAAUCCUCUGCUAGUCCGGUCGCAGUCCAGGAUUGCCGAAGCCAGGCUAGAUGUCUGUCGUAUGCUGAGCACAUCCCCCCUAAGCUUGGGCAUACUGGCCGCCUCCAAGGGCCUGGUGGCAGGCGACCUAAGGCUGCUGAUGACCAACGGAGACGUUCUGGACAGUAGCUUGUAUGGUGGACCUCUGACAUUGCCCACGGAUCCCGAGAAGAUAGAUCGUAUCGAAACGCAGGCGGAAUUUGUGCUGAUUGUUGAAAAGGAGUCAGUGUUUGAGAGUCUCUUAUCCAGAAAUGUAUUUGGUACUUUUAAACGACGCUUCAUCCUGAUAACUGGAAAAGGAUACCCCGAUUGCUGUACCCGGAGGAUUGUCCAUCGGCUCACCGAGGAGAACCAACUAGAGGCCUACAUUCUCGUGGACGCCGAUCCAUUUGGUGUCGAGAUAAUGCUCGUCUAUCGCCAUGGCUCACAGUCCAUGAGUUUUUCCAGCCAAGGACUAACCACACCUGCACUGCGUUGGAUUGGGCUACACCCCUCGGAGAUUCCCGCACUCGGCACUGGAGCGGUUGCCCUGGUUGCCGGCGACAACAAGAAAAUCAAUGACCUCCUCGCCCGCCACAAUUUGGAGCCGGGAGUGCGGCAGGAACUGCGCAUGCUGCAGGACGUUCAGUUGAAGGCCGAAAUCGAGAGUGUCAUCGACUUCCUGACCGACGACUAUAUACCGAAUAAAAUCAAUCGGAACUUGUUUUUGUAGAGCUAAGUGGUAAACCCCAUAAGCCAAAUAUUAUUGCUUACGUACUCUUGAAUUAUUAUUAGUUUAAAAGAUGUUUAGGUAUGCUAAUAAUUAGUUUGUAAAAAACGUAUCUCUAUAAAAAUACCAUAAGACUCCUGAAACAGUAUGUAAAUAUUAGUUCGCGUAAUCAGUUUUCCA
This is a messenger RNA of Drosophila mauritiana, 1523 nucleotides long. RefSeq names its product meiotic recombination protein W68 (gene mei-W68). The record is from RefSeq and is a predicted model, not a curated record. Gene Ontology annotation, molecular function: ATP binding; DNA topoisomerase type II (double strand cut, ATP-hydrolyzing) activity; DNA binding. Gene Ontology annotation, biological process: reciprocal meiotic recombination; DNA topological change; meiotic DNA double-strand break formation. The coding region runs from base 351 to 1346 and encodes 331 amino acids. The transcript has 2 exons. Lineage: Eukaryota; Metazoa; Arthropoda; Insecta; Diptera; Drosophilidae. Gene Ontology annotation, cellular component: nuclear chromosome.